AUGGAGCAGCUAGUGAGCAUGGGUUUCCCCAGCGAUUUGGCCGCCGAAGCUUUAACGGCCACCGGCGGAGAUUCCAUCCAGAAAGCCACCGAUUGGAUUCUCUCCCACCGCUCUCCCCACCAAAGCACCGCCGCCACGUCGCAGCCCAAACUCGACCGCUUCCUCCGCCCCAAUUCCAAAACCCUAAAUCCCAUCGUCGGUGAUGAUCCCAACAAGCGCGUCAAGCUGUCAUCAUCCAGCCACCGCCAACACCAGCCGCUAUCGGAGCGUAUGCGUCCUCGCACUCUCGACGACGUCGUAGGUCAAGACCAUCUCCUCUCUCCUGCUUCUCUCCUCCGCUCCGCCGUCGAGUGCAAUCGCCUCCCUUCCAUCAUCUUCUGGGGUCCGCCUGGCACCGGCAAGACCUCAAUCGCCAAAUCUCUCAUCAAUUCCUGCAAGGACCCUUCUCAGUAUCGCUUCGUCUCCUUGUCUGCAGUUACUAGCGGCGUGAAGGAUGUUAGAGAUGCAGUCGAAAGUGCCAAGAAGCUUAACCUAGAAGGUAAAAAGAGGACUGUGUUGUUUAUGGAUGAAGUUCAUCGGUUCAACAAGUCACAGCAAGAUUCCUUCUUGCCCGUCAUUGAAGAUGGCAGUAUCCUCUUCAUCGGAGCCACCACAGAGAACCCAUCUUUUCACUUGAUCACUCCUCUGCUCUCUCGCUGUAGAGUUCUUACUCUCAACCCAUUGAAACCUAAUCAUGUUGAGACCCUUCUUAGACGAGCUGUUGAUGAUUCCGAUAGAGGACUCUCCAAUAGCGUUGAGGUUAACGAUUCCGUCCUUGAGUUCUUGGCUAACAACUGUGACGGUGACGCACGCGUGGCGUUGAACGCCUUGGAAAUCUCAGCCACCAUGGCUACCGCUCGAGCCGGAUCUGGUGUUGUUGUUGUUGUUGUGUCUCUUGAUGAUGCGAAGGAGGCUCUUCAGAGCAAACAUUUGGCCUAUGACAAGGCAGGGGAGCAGCAUUACAACCUUAUAAGCGCGCUUCACAAGUCUAUGCGAGGAGGAGAUGCUAAUGCUGCGAUCUACUGGCUCGCUAGGAUGCUCGAAGGUGGUGAAGAGCCGCUUUACAUCGCGAGGAGGCUUAUAAGGUUUGCGAGCGAGGACGUUGGACUUGCAGACCCUUCUGCUCUUACACAGGCGGUUGCGUGCUAUCAGGCUUCGCAUUUCUUGGGUAUGCCUGAAUGCAAUGUGGUUCUUGCACAGUGCACCGCUUACUUAGCACUGGCUCCUAAGUCCAUUGCUGUUUACCGAGCGAUAGAAACCGCAAGGAAGGUCGUGAAGGACUCGGUUGGACAGAACGAAGGGGUGCCUCUUCACCUGAGGAACGCUCCGACUAAGCUGAUGAAGGAACUUGGCUAUGGGAAAGAGUAUAUUUAUCCUCCUAAUGACCCUUCUUCUGCGGCUGCUCAGACAUAUCUGCCUUCGUCUCUUCUAAAUUAUAAGUUCCUCGAAUGGCCAGAAGGUGCUUCAGGUGAUAUCCAAGAUCAAGAGCAGAGGCUUUAA
Messenger RNA from Thlaspi arvense, 1539 nucleotides. The record is from the annotation of a GenBank genome assembly. Lineage: Eukaryota; Viridiplantae; Streptophyta; Magnoliopsida; Brassicales; Brassicaceae.